AGGCGGAGCUGCUGCCGCCGGAAGCGCGAUGCCUUGAACCUGGGGUAACUAUGUGAAGCAACACUGUUUCUGGAUUUCAAGACAUCCUUUCAUCAUGGGACAGCAAAUUUCAGAUCAGACACAGUUGGUUCUUAACAAGUUACCAGAAAAAGUAGCAAAACAUGUCACAUUGGUUCGAGAAAGUGGCUCCUUAACUUAUGAAGAAUUUCUUGGGAGAGUAGCUGAACUUAAUGAUAUAACUGCUAAAGUGGCUUCUGGCCAGGAAAAACAUCUUCUCUUUGAGGUACAGCCUGGGUCUGAUUCCUCUGCCUUUUGGAAAGUGGUUGUACGUGUGGUCUGUACCAAGAUUAACAAAAGUACUGGCAUUGUAGAAGCAUCACGGAUCAUGAAUUUGUACCAGUUUAUUCAGCUUUAUAAAGACAUCACAAGUCAAGCAUCAGGAGUAUUGGCCCAAAGCUCCACCUCUGAAGACCCUGAUGAAAACUCAUCAUCUGUAACAUCUUGUCAGGCUAGUCUUUGGAUGGGAAGGGUGAAGCAGCUGACUGACGAGGAGGAGUGUUGUAUCUGUAUGGAUGGUCGAGCUGACCUCAUCCUGCCUUGUGCUCACAGCUUUUGUCAGAAAUGCAUUGAUAAAUGGAGUGAUCGACACAGGAAUUGCCCUAUUUGUCGCCUACAGAUGACUGGAGCAAAUGAAUCUUGGGUGGUGUCAGAUGCACCCACUGAAGAUGAUAUGGCUAACUAUAUUCUUAACAUGGCCGAUGAGGCAGGCCAGCCCCAUAGGCCAUGACCUUGGAGUGAAAGUCUUCUGUUGCUAUUAUGAGCUACAAACAUUUUGGUCAUGGGAGAAGAAUGCAGGGAUAUUGUUGAACAGACACAGACAUCAAUUUUCCCUACCCUCUUAUUUUCGCUAUUCUGACAAUUUGUUCCAUUUCUUUUGAUAGACUUUCCAUGUCUUCCAUUUAUAGUAAACUAAAAUUUGCUAGUGUUUUAGACCAUAUUUUUCUGUUAUUUAUCUGUUCUAAUAUAUAUUAGAACUAAUUGCUCUUGAAUUCUUUGCUGAACAGCAAUACUUCCAGAGACUUCUGAAACACUGUUUUUCAGGGCAGGAGUAUUCUGGAAUCUAUUUAGUUAGGUUUAAAAUAAACCUUGAAUGUCAAAAAAUUGUAGCCAUCUGAGAGAAAAUUUGAAGUGACUGAAAAUGUAGAAUACAUCAAAGUGCAUGUUACUACUUAAAUUAGUCUUUCUGCUGGAAUCUAAGGAGUGUGUAUGCCCCCUUGUGGUUAAUUAUUGCUCCUUUAAUAAUUUUUACUUGAAAUGAUCCACAAUUAUUUCAUAACUUUAGCAGUGUGUUUUGGAACUACAUGUUUUUUACUCAAGUCUUUUUUUUUUUUUUUAUGCUGUAUAAUUUGGGUGAGGACUAUAAAGCUGGGCAUGAUUUUGCCUUGUAAAUGGAUUUCUGCUGGGGAAUCUUGGCUGUUCUGGAAAAGCUUUCCCACAGCUGGGAAACUGUUCUAAGUAGCUUUUG
Messenger RNA from Odobenus rosmarus divergens (Pacific walrus), 1525 nucleotides. It is a transcript of the gene RNF141, whose product is annotated as ring finger protein 141. The coding region runs from base 95 to 787 and encodes 230 amino acids. NCBI's taxonomy places the organism in Eukaryota, Metazoa, Chordata, Mammalia, Carnivora, Odobenidae. Gene Ontology annotation, biological process: protein autoubiquitination. The record is from RefSeq and is a predicted model, not a curated record. Gene Ontology annotation, molecular function: ubiquitin-protein transferase activity. The transcript has 6 exons.